This is a messenger RNA of Trematomus bernacchii (emerald rockcod), 3159 nucleotides long. RefSeq names its product cyclin-dependent kinase 11B (gene cdk11b). Gene Ontology annotation, cellular component: nucleus. Gene Ontology annotation, biological process: regulation of mitotic cell cycle; protein phosphorylation. The record is from RefSeq and is a predicted model, not a curated record. Gene Ontology annotation, molecular function: cyclin-dependent protein serine/threonine kinase activity; ATP binding. Lineage: Eukaryota; Metazoa; Chordata; Actinopteri; Perciformes; Nototheniidae. The transcript is spliced from 22 exons. Bases 66 to 2651 code for a protein of 861 amino acids.
UGAGACUUCCGGUGUGCCAUAAUAAUACCGCUGCGCGUAUUUCAGGCGGUGGAGAGUGGACGCUGAUGGGGGACGAAAAGGAGACCUGGAAAGUUAAAACUCUUGACGAAAUCCUACAAGAAAAAAAACGCAGAAGAGAAUUAGAAGAGAAAACGGAUCCCAAGCACCAGAAAAAUAAGUUAUACAUUAAAAUGUCCUCUCAGGGCCUUGUUCCACAGUCGGAUGAUCGGGAGACCAAACGAGAUACCCCGGAGGAAGGAGAACUACGGGAUCAAAAGAUGGAAAUAACAAUUCGUAAUUCCCCGUACACACGGGAGGACUCAACAGAAGACAGGGCCGAAGAAGAUGACUCAUUAGCAAUCAAGCCACCACAGCAAAUAGCAAGAAAAGACAAGUCUCACCACAGAAAGGAGGAGAAGAGAAAAGAUAAAAGACGUCACCGCAGUCACUCUGCUGAAGGAGCAGGGAAACAUGUUCGACCCAAAGAGAAAGAAAAAGAGCGAGAAAGCGACCGCAGGAACCGUCAGUGGGAAGAAGACAAAGCCCGGAGAGACUGGGAGAGGCAGAAACGAAGGGAGCAGGCCAGAGCUCACUCGCGCAGAGAGAGUCAGACAGCCCUUUCCAACGAGGAACUGAAGCCGUUAUCUAAUCUCUCUUUAAUACCAUCAGACUCCAUUGACAAAAAACGACCCCGAUUGGAUUCUCCUGGGUUUUUUUUGGACCACAGGGACCGGCUGGAACAGCAGGAGCGCCAGCGUGAGCGAGACAGGAAGCUGCGCGAACAGCAGAAAGAGCAGCGGGAGCUGAAAGAGCGGGAGAGGAGGGCGGAGGAGCGGCGCAAAGAGCGAGGGGGGCGGCGAGAAGUGCCGUCCGCCCAUAGGCUAUUACCUGAAGAUUAUGAUGACAAGUCAAAACAAAGUCACCGCAGCCGAAGUCCCCCCCGCGUUCCCCGGGACAGAUCAGAUCUCAGCGAACCCAGGAAGAGUGGAAUUUCCCCGACAUCAUCAUCAUCAUCGUCUCAUACGCCUGCAGCCUCUAAGGAGGAGAAGCCGGAGGGCAAAGAUCCGCUGGCAGACCUCCAGGACAUCAGCGGCAGCGAGAGGAAGACCAGCUCAGGAGAGUCCUCCAUGGCAUCAGGAUCAGGAUCAGGCUCUGACGAAGAGGACGACAAUGACGAAGACGAGUCCAGCAGCCAGAGUGAGGUCGAAGAAGAGGAAGGAGAGUCUAUUUCAGGCUCAGGAAGGUCUGAGCACAGCGCAGAGGACGUGAGUGAGGACGAGCAGUCAGGGGAGGAAUUUGAAGAUGAGAGGGAAAAUGGGAAUCACGUACCUGCAGUGACAGAGUCCCGCUUCGAUCACGACUCCGAGGAGAGCGGUGAGGACAUGGAGGAAGAUGAAGACGGGGAGGACACGGCAGGAGAGGGCGACCCCACGCCUCAGUCUCAAACUCAUUCUCGCUCCCCCACCCCCGAAGAGAACUACAUCCCAGACUCGCCCCCGAUUUCACCUGUGGAGCUGAAGAAGGAGCUUCCCAAAUAUCUGCCUGCUUUACAGGGUUGUCGCAGUGUUGAGGAAUUCCAGUGCUUGAACCGAAUAGAAGAGGGAACCUACGGCGUGGUGUACCGAGCCAAGGACAAAAAGACGGAUGAAAUCGUGGCCCUGAAAAGGCUGAAGAUGGAGAAGGAGAAGGAGGGCUUCCCCAUCACCUCUUUGAGAGAAAUCAAUACAAUCCUGAAAGCUCAGCACCCAAACAUCGUCACAGUGAGGGAAAUAGUUGUUGGAAGUAAUAUGGACAAGAUCUACAUCGUGAUGAACUAUGUAGAACAUGACCUGAAGAGUCUGAUGGAAACCAUGAAGCAGCCCUUCCUGCCAGGUGAAGUGAAGACUCUGAUGAUCCAGCUGCUGCGAGGUGUCCGACAUCUCCACGACAACUGGAUCCUCCAUCGCGAUCUGAAGACGUCCAAUCUGCUGCUGAGCCACAAGGGGAUCCUCAAGAUUGGCGACUUUGGUUUGGCCCGGGAGUACGGCUCCCCCUUGAAGCCCUACACCCCCGUAGUGGUGACCCUGUGGUACCGAUCACCGGAGCUGCUGCUCGGAGCCAAGGAGUACUCUACAGCUGUGGACAUGUGGUCAGUGGGCUGCAUAUUUGGGGAGCUGCUCACCCAGAAACCUCUUUUCCCUGGAAAAUCUGAAAUCGACCAAAUUAACAAGAUAUUUAAGGAUCUGGGGUCACCCAGCGAGAAGAUCUGGCCCGGCUACAACGAGCUGCCCGCUGUGAAGAAAAUGACUUUCACAGAGUAUCCCUACAACAACCUGCGAAAGCGCUUUGGAGCGCUGCUCUCCGAUCAAGGCUUUGACCUCAUGAACAAAUUCCUCACCUACUGCCCCAGUAAGAGGAUUUUAUCGGACGAGGGGCUCAAACACGAGUACCUCCGCGAGACGCCGCUGCCCAUCGACCCGUCCAUGUUCCCCACCUGGCCCGCCAAGAGCGAGCAGCAGAGGGUGAAGAGAGGCACCAGCCCUCGCCCACCCGAGGGAGGCCUGGGCUACAGUCACCUGGGUGACGAUGACCUCAAAGACACAGGCUUCCAUCUGACGACCAGCAACCAGGGGGUGUCUGCAGUCGGUCCUGGAUUCAGCCUCAAAUUCUGAGCCCAGAAACAGCUGGACACCUGGCUGUCUGACAGAGCGAGAGCAAAGAAAGUUCUGUGAAUUGUUUCUUCUUUUGGAAUUGGACAGUGUCGCUGGUUUACAUCUGUGAACCAGAGCGAAAUCUGACCGGUUACAACUGUUACCAGAUAGUCAGGACUGUCUCACAGCAAGACUGGUGGCUCAAACAUGUUGAAUCUCCAGAAAUGUCCCUGCAACCUUUUCGGCUUCUAUGUUUUUUUUAAAACCAUUUCACCAUUUUAAACGUGGUUAUUUUAGCUCUUUACAGGAGACACAACCAUUCACCUUUUAGAAGUUUAGCUCUCAUGUUUUUUUUUAUUUUCCCUUUUUAUACUUCAUGAGGACCAGCUUUUCUAAAUGGUUGGUAUUUCCUGGCUGCCUGAGCUACUGUAUAACGAUGCUUUCAUCCAGCAUUAUGUUAGAAAUGUACUGUCAAUGUCACUCCAUGACGGGGGCGAUGUUAUUGCUCAAAAUAAAGUUUGAAACUUUG